Molecule: messenger RNA, 819 nt
Organism: Sarcophilus harrisii (Tasmanian devil)
Lineage: Eukaryota; Metazoa; Chordata; Mammalia; Dasyuromorphia; Dasyuridae
Gene: MRPL50
Product: mitochondrial ribosomal protein L50
Exons: 2
Coding region: 58-540 (160 amino acids)
Cellular component (GO): mitochondrion; mitochondrial large ribosomal subunit
Source: RefSeq, a predicted model, not a curated record
UGGGGAGGUGCGUGAGGGGGCGGGGCUUGCUCUUCCACUUCACGCGCCUUGGCUGUCAUGGCGGCCACCAUAGGGUCCCGUUCGUCUUGCAGGCGACUCGCGGGGACAGUCCUGAGGACCCCAUCCCGGGCCCUGUGGGGCCUGAUGAGAAAGAAUAAAGAAGAAGUAAAGGUUCCUGAGGAGACAGUAGAGAUUAAAGAAGAGCCUAUUCUGGAAUGUCCACCACCACGCAGUCGAAAGUACAUUCCUCCUGAGGAUCUCCAGAGUCGUGUAGAAUCUCAUGUCAGAGGAGUUUUUAAUACACAUGUUAAUAAUGACUGGCAAGAAACCAGCCUGGAAAAGAAUCAGCUGAAGUUUAUGCUUUUGGCACAGCUGGCCGAAGAAUUUGGCCAUGCUGUACCCAACUCUAGGCUUCAUAAAAUGCGCAUUGUCAAGGAUGUUGUUCAUUUCUAUAGCAUACCCGUGCAGGAUGGAACUAAAUUUGAUGAGAUUAGCUCCAGACAGCUGCCUUCUAAUUUGAAAAUCACCUGGGAUUACUGAGGCAAAUUGAUCUUGAAUUUUAUUUUUGUCCUAAAGGAGAGAGAUUUUUCAUCAACUUUUAAAAAACUUACCAUUACGUAGAAUUGUUCUGCUAGAACUUUUGUUCCCAGGAAGACUAUAUUUUUGAUUCACCAGUGACCUCGUGUGUUAAGAAAAGGGAAAGACAGGGAUUUGUGUUUUCUUUUCUGCUAGAGUUUUUUCUCCUGUUGAUCCAAAUGAGACAAUUUAUGCUCUCACCAGAGUAUGUUUCUAUAAUAAAUAUUUGUUGAAUUGAACUAA